GCGGGGCGCCGAGGCGUGGACGGCGGGCAGGCAGUGCGCCGGGCAGCUCUCGGCCGGCGGCCAUGGCGGCGGCUCUGGGGGCGCGGGGGGCGACGCGGCGCGUGUUGGCGGCGCUGCGGGGUUGGAACCCGGGCCUCGCGGCCAUGUCAGCAGAUGCUCACUUGUUGACAACAGAGGAGAGGAACCAAGUUAUACUCGACCUUAAAGCAGCAGGAUGGUCAGAAUUAAGAGAGAGAGAUGCCAUCUACAAAGAGUUCUCCUUCAAAAAUUUUAAUCAGGCCUUUGGCUUUAUGUCCCGAGUUGCUCUACAAGCAGAGAAGAUGAAUCAUCACCCGGAAUGGUUCAAUGUCUACAACAAGGUCCAGAUAACUCUCACCUCGCAUGACUGUGGUCAGCUGACCAAAAGAGACGUGAAACUGGCCAAGUUCAUUGAAAAAGCAGCUGCUUCUUUGUGAUUUCUUUCAAAAUGUUUGUAAAAUCUUAUACACAUCUUAGGUGUAAUGUACUUUGAGGGUGAUUUACAUGAACAAAUUACGCUGAAAAUUUAGUUCACCUAUAUACCACAUUUUGUAAAAUCAGUGUUUAAAUACAAAAUGAUUUAAAUUUGAGCCUGAGGUAUUUUUCAUUAUACCUAAGUCACAUAUAUAAGGCAAGCCAACCGAGAUAAUUGUAUUAAUAAUACAGUAUUGAAAAAGAGAAGUAGCAUUUUUAAAGACCAGAAGUUGGGUUGGAGGAGCAUUCACACAUUUUAUAACCCAGAAAUUCAAAUGAUUAUGUUGACUUUACAAAUGCAUUGUGUUAGAGAGUAGUUGUAAGGUACAAAAAGAAUGAUAAACUCUGUAGGUAAAGGGUUGUAACCAUCUAUAACAAUUCUUAUGAAGUUAAAAUUGAUUCUUUAGCUGCUGUUAUUAGAUUACAAAGUCACAAAAAUUGGGUGGGCUGUCUUGUGUUUUAUUCUUACUUUUCAGGCAGGCAGUUGAAGGAAGAGGACAAGUGUUUUGUCCAUAGCUUCCAGAACCUCUGACCUCUGAACUGAAGGUCUAUAGCUGUUGAGCUAGAAACUACUUGGGUAUUAUCCAGUAACGAACUGUAUUUACUCCUUGUGUUAAUGACAGGAGUAAAAUGGAAUAUAAAUAAUUUAUUACUUAAAAAUUACAAUAACAGCAUCUUUGAAGGAACUCAGAAAUGUACUUAUUAAUGAGCUUAGAUGUAUACAUAAGUAUUCAUCCAAGGAACACGUGUUAAUCUCUUGAAGCAUUACUGUGGGAGGAUUUAAUAGGGAUCAUCUUUGAAACCCACCUCACUUUAGAGGCCAGAAAAUUCACUCUGCAUUACAAUAAGCAAACCUUCCCCAGCCUCCAAUUUGAGAAACUCUAUAGGAACAUGACAAGGAGGCUGAGCUCUCUGAAGCUAAUUCUUGGCUGGUUCUGUUGGCCCGGGAGAGGCAGGUACAGUUUGCCCUGUGGAUAUGGAGUGUGCAAGGAGGGGAGAAAAAGAAGGCCACCCAGACUCUGUGCUGCCGGGAGAUCCAGAGUCUGGGUGCUAGAACUUAUGAUUCUUAAAAUUCUUUCAGAGGAAAAGGCAAAGCUAUGUGUUUUUAUAAACUUUUAUUUAUAGAUUUUGAGGAACUCUUAUAUGUUUUAUUACCAAAUAUUUUAGUUCAGUACUUCAAUUUUUUUACAUGAGUUUUUAAACAUGAAAAAAUAUUUUAAGAGUGAAUAAUACUGCCUAAUAUAUGGUGAUGGGAGAAGAUUUGACUUUGGGUGGUGGGCACACAAUGCAAUAUACAAAAUUUGUAACUUAGAAACCCAUACCUGAAACCUACAUGAUCAUACUAACCAAUGUUACCCUAAUAAACUUAAUUUUUAAGAAGUGAA
Molecule: messenger RNA, 1877 nt
Organism: Eptesicus fuscus (big brown bat)
Lineage: Eukaryota; Metazoa; Chordata; Mammalia; Chiroptera; Vespertilionidae
Gene: PCBD2
Product: pterin-4 alpha-carbinolamine dehydratase 2
Exons: 4
Coding region: 63-455 (130 amino acids)
Biological process (GO): tetrahydrobiopterin biosynthetic process
Molecular function (GO): 4-alpha-hydroxytetrahydrobiopterin dehydratase activity
Source: RefSeq, a predicted model, not a curated record